Molecule: messenger RNA, 5294 nt
Organism: Octodon degus (degu)
Lineage: Eukaryota; Metazoa; Chordata; Mammalia; Rodentia; Octodontidae
Gene: Senp6
Product: SUMO1/sentrin specific peptidase 6
Exons: 24
Coding region: 259-3495 (1078 amino acids)
Biological process (GO): regulation of spindle assembly; protein desumoylation; regulation of kinetochore assembly
Cellular component (GO): cytoplasm; nucleus
Molecular function (GO): SUMO-specific endopeptidase activity
Source: RefSeq, a predicted model, not a curated record
CUUGGAGAGUCUGCGCUUUUGAGGACUCUUGAUGGUUCUCCAGAAAACCUAUGCCUUUGGAGAACCUUGACAGUUCUCAAACACUGAGGUGAUAGCCCUAAAGAGCCACCUAAAAUUGCUUUGCUGAGAGAUUUCCAGCUUUGACUAGAUCAGAGUCUAAGAGAGAUGGAGGUUUUAAAAAUAAUUGGAGCUUUGAUCAUGAAGAAGAAAAUGAAAGAGAUACAGAUAAAGAUGGAGCAAAUCUACUCAGUGUAGAAGAUGAUAAGGAUUCUGAAACCUCUAAAGGAAAAAAAGUUAAAUCGUCCAUCUGAAAUUGUUGCUACUAGUUCUGGUGAUUUCAUCUUGAAGACAUAUGUGGGACGAAACAAGAGUGAAAGUUUUAAAACUCUAAAAGGCAAUCCAAUUGGGCUUAACAUGUUGAGCAACAGCAAGAAGUUGAGUGAAAAUGCACAAAAUGCAUCAUUGUGUUCUGGAACAGUAGUUCAUGGUAGACGUUUUCAUCAUGCUCAUGUACAAAUACCAGUAGUAAAAACAGCAGCCCAAAGCAAUCCGGACCGAAAAGAAAGGAAAGAAUACCCACCUCAUGUCCAAAAAGUUGAAAUUAAUCUUGUAAGGUUAAGUCGGCCCCAAGGUGUUGAACGUAUAAUGAAGAAAACAGAACAGUCUGAAUCACAAGUAGAGCCUGAAAUUAAGAGGAAAGUACAACAGAAACGGACAUAUCAGCCUACUUCUCUGUCUCCUGCUUCAAAAAAAAUUUUAACCCAUUUAGAGGUUUCUGAACAACGUGAAUGUUGCCCAAAAUGUGGAAAAGAAAAAGAAAAUCAGACCAAAUGCCAAAGUUGUGGUAAUAUUUUUCGUAAUGAUUUACAAAGAAAUUGCAGACAAACUGUAACUUUGAAUGAAGCUACUGGACCAUUGUUAAGAACAUCAAUUCAUCAAAAUUCUGGAGGACAAAAGUCACAAAACACAGGAUUGACAACCAAGAAGUUUUAUGGGAACAGUGUGGAAAAGGUUCCAAUUGAUAUAAUUGUCAGUCAUGGUGACAGUAGACAUACUUAUUUACAGACUAAUGGAAAAAUCAUUUUACCUGGGGCAAAAAUACCCAAAAUCACAAAUUUGAAAGCAAGAAAAGCAAGCCUGUCAGACCUAAAUGAUCCAAUCAUUUUGUCCAGUGAUGAUGAUGAUGACAGUGACAAGAGUAACAGAAGAGACAGCCUCUCUCCCCAACCUGCUGACUCAGCCUGUUCUUCUCCAGCUCCAUCCACUGGAAAAGUAGAAGCAGCACUGAAUGAAAAUCACUGCAGAACUGAGCUUGAGCCAAAAAGCAUUCCACCAGAAUCAGAGCUAAACACAGUCAUAUUGCCAAGGAAAGCAAGAAUGAGAGACCAGUUUGGCAAUCCUAUUAUCACCACCCCUCUAAAACGUCGUAAAGUUAAUUCUCAAGAAACUUUAAUGGAUCCUAUAUCUGUAAGAUGCCCAGGUUCCUUUGAAAGUAUCAUUUUAAGCUGUCGAAGUAUACGCGUAGGAACACUGUUUCGACUAUUAAUAGAGCCUGUAAUUUUUUCUGUAGAGUUUAUCAAGAUACAUCUGGAUGAACCAGAAAGUGAUCCUGUAGAGAUUAUUUUACAUACCUCUGAUCUCACUAAAUGUGAAUGGUGUAAUAUCCGAAAAUUACCAGUAGUGUUUCUUCAGACAGUACCAACAACUUACCAAAAGCUGAGCAUGCAACUGCAAAUGAACAACGAGGAUAAAGUAUGGAAUGACUGUAGAGGAGUAAGCAAGCCAACAAAUUUGGAAGAAGAAUACAUCAUUCUAAUUUUCCAAAAUAGCCUUGAUCCACAGACAAACAUUGUAUUUGAGAACAUCAUUAAUAAUAUUGGUAUAAAGAAUAAUAUUUCCAAUUUUUUUGGAAAAAUUCUCUUUGAAGAAGCCAAUAGCAGACUUGUUGCUUGUACAAAAAGCUAUGAAGAGAGCAUCAAAGGACGUUGUAUGCAAAAAGAAAACAAAGUUAAAACUAUGUCCUUUGAAUCUAAAGUACAACUUAGAAACAAACGGGAGUUCCAGUUUUUUGAUGAUGAGGAAGAAUCUGGAGAAAGCCACACCAUCUUCAUUGGGCCUGUAGAAAAAUUGAUAGUGUAUCCACCACCUCCUGCUAAGGGGGGCAUCUCUGUUACUAAUGAGGACCUGCACUGUCUAAGUGAAGGAGAAUUUUUAAAUGAUGUUAUUAUAGACUUUUAUUUGAAAUAUUUGGUGCUUGAAAAACUGAAGAAAGAAGAUGCUGACAGAAUUCAUAUAUUCAGUUCUUUUUUCUACAAACGUCUUAAUCAGAGAGAAAGGAAAAAUCCUGAAACAACUAAUCUGUCAAUACAACAAAAACGACACGGGAGAGUAAAAACAUGGACCCGGCAUGUAGAUAUUUUUGAGAAGGAUUUUAUUUUUGUACCCCUUAAUGAAGCUGCACACUGGUUUUUGGCUGUUGUUUGUUUCCCUGGUUUAGAAAAACCAAAGUAUGAACCUAACCCUCAUUACCAUGAAAAUGCAGUCGUACAAAAAAAUUCAGCUGUGGAAGACAGUUGUAGUUCUUCUGCCAGUGAAACGGACAGUUGUGCACAGAACUCUUCUGCCAAGCCUGUCAUUAAGAAGGUGCUAACCAAAAAGCACUGCCUAGCUGUAACCGAUUCAAGCGGUGGACAGGAAGAAAGCAGCCCUUGUGGUCGGAGAAACAUAUGCAGUAUAAAAAAAAUGAAUGACAUUGCAAAUGAAAAUGGAGAGUCAAAUAAAGGAGAAUCUUCAUGCCAGAAAGUUGUUGAUAGGACUGAACGUGAGAAUGGCCUCCAGGAUGAAUGUUUCAAUUCUGUGCAUCACCCAGAUGGUUUAAGCAAUAUCAGAAUGAACUAUAGUGAUGACUCAGCCGAAGGUAGUAAAAUGCUUGAAGAUGAAUUCAUCGACUUCUCAGAAGACCAAGAUAACCAGGAUGACAGCAGUGACGAUGGGUCCCUUGCUGAGGAGAACUGCAGCUCAGAAAUAGGACAGUGGCAUUUAAGGCCUACUGUCUGUAAACAACCAUGUAUUCUACUUAUGGACUCACUCAGAGGCCCCUCUCGCUCAAAUGUUGUAAAAAUUCUAAGAGAGUAUUUAGAAGUGGAAUGGGAAGUUAAAAAAGGAAGCAAAAGAAGUUUUUCCAAAGAUGUUAUGAAAGGCUCCAAUCCAAAAGUACCACAGCAGAACAACUUCAGUGAUUGUGGCGUAUAUGUAUUGCAGUAUGUGGAGAGCUUUUUUGAGAAUCCAAUACUGAAUUUUGAAUUACCUAUGAAUUUGAUGAACUGGUUUCCACCUCCACGAAUGAGAACAAAAAGAGAAGAAAUCCGAAACAUAAUUCUGAAGCUGCAAGAAGAUCAGAGCAAACAGAGAAAGCCGCAGAAGGAAGUGUCCUCCACAGAAGUGUCUCUAGAGGAAGGGACGGAACAGGAUCAUGUCGGCAGUGUCUCAGCCUGACCAGAGUCUGAGUCCAGUCUUGGGGACUAAGUGACUUUCGACUGUGGGUAUAGACAGUGAAGAACUGGAGUGCUCCCUACUCGGUGAUUGGGAAAUGUUAAUGCUUGUAAAAAUGUCAUAUAAUUAAUUUCCAAAGGAGUAUGUAUUAAGUAAAAGUCUGUAAAUAAUGUUAAUGAGGCCAAUUUUUCCAGCAUUUAUAAUUAUUUUUUUCACUUGUUAGGAAGCAUUUGUUAUUUUCUGUUAAUAGUACUUAAAACUGCAACUUCUAAACACAAAAUAAAAAAAUAUUUAUAGGAGGAAAUUAUUAAUUUGAUAUUCUUUAGUGAACUUGUAUAAUUCCUCAAGUGGGUGUGGUCUGUUCCCUCAGAAUAUUCGAGUAUCUGUGAUAAUCUUUCGACCUUUGACGACUGUUCUAAAAUAGCUCUGUGGGAAGCUAAGCGUAAAUGUAAGGCGUUUUGAACUAAGAUGGCAUCUUUUGCUUGCAUCACAGAAGAGCUUCGAUUCAUGGGCCCUCCUGUGUUAAGAGACAGAUAAUUGUUUUUUGUUUUUUUUUUUCUUUUCCUUUUUUUUUUUUUUUUGUACCGGGGAUCAAACUAAGGACCUUGAGAUUACAGGCAGGAGCUUAAGCUGCUGAGCUAUCUCUCUGCCCCCUUAAGUAUUAACAACUCGAAGAAAGCUACAAAAUAGCAACAUCACUCGCACACAUUCUUGUCAGAUGUCUAAAGACAUCAGACUUAGGUUAACACUAAUCUUGAUAACUGCAGCUUGAAUUUCAGAUAGCAUGCUGCAACCUGUAUGAUAAUUAUUUCUCAUUUGUUUUGCUUUUUUGAGACAGGGUCUCACUGUGCAGCUCAGGCUGGCCUUGAGCUCACCUUGUACACCAGGCUGGUCUGGGACUUGCAAAGAUCCUUCUGCUUCAGCCUCAGCCGUGCUGGGUUACAGGUGUGUGCCACCAUGACCAGCCAAUAAAUUACUUUUCAUUUGUCUAAACACAGGAAUUUAGUAAGAGUCUAUUACUUAAUAAUAGUUUAUUAUAUUUAAAAGUAUCAUGUUUUGAGUUUUCCGGUGUAAAACAAGCAAAAGUUACUGUCUUUAAGUACAUAAUGCACAAAAAGUCUUCUACUUUGAAUUUCCUUUUAAAAACUAAGCUGUGGAGCUAGGGUUACAGUUCAGUGAUGGUAUAUAUACUUAGCACCUAGGUUUAUUUAAUCUAGUACCCAAAAAAUAAAAAUACUAAAAUAUUUAGGCUUUGACACAUUGACAACAGAUGUAGAAACCUUGCAUAAACCUGUCAGAAUUACUAAUUUUAGUGGUGGUACAGUUUUCUUUACAGUUAAUUUUGAGACUUGAAAUACUUAAAGUCAUUUUUUAUUUAGUGAAUUUUUAAUUGCACAACAAAUAAUGGAGUAAAAGAGCCAUUUUUAUCAUCGUAAUUAUUUCUAAUUUGGCCACCUGUUACCUUGUGCCCACACAUGUUGGCUGUUUCCUUGCAUCUAAUAAAAUCCACUGGGGUUGAUGGCUGUGGUAUAUCAAAAGAGUUCCGUUAGGACACAGUAAAUGAGAUGUUAAAAUGAAAGCAUAGGUGUCGCUGUUAGUGACAGCAGUUUGGUGUUUCUUUGUUACAUUGAACUAUCUUAACAGUUUUUCAUUUCUGAGUUUUUCUUGUUACAAUGCCUUGGAGUUACUGGGUAAGAUAAUUAGCUCAUAUGAAAAAAGAAGAGCUUAAGUUUACCAUUAACGUAAAAGUCUUUUGGGUUAGAAAAAAUAUUUAAAACUAAUGUUAUAAGCGAAAUUGAUAU